CUUUUAUUAACUUGUGACACUUGUUUUGCUUUAUAUCUUAAAAAGAUACUAAAAAAAAGUUUAUGAUAAAUGCCUUUAUUAUAGAAUUGUUAUAUAGGUAAAAUUAAAUUUUGAUGCAUUUAAAGAUAUAAUGGCAUUUAACGGAUUUGUCAAAAUAAUAAAUAUACUUGUUUUUGGCCUACGUCAAGUGCAACUUCAAACAUACUCAACAAGCACUAUAUAUUCUACAACAACUGCAGAUAUGUGUACACUCCAAGACUGUGAUCAGAUAUGUGAGUUAGUUUCAGGUAAAGCUAAAUGCCAUUGCAUAAUUGGAAAGUUGCAAGCAGAUAACAAGACAUGCACAGAAGAUUUAAGUGGUCCAUGCUCAAUUAAUCGUGGCGGAUGUGAUCAAAUAUGUAAAGAAAAUUUAGGCAAAGUGGAAUGCUCUUGCAUUUUUGGAAAGCUACAGCCAGAUGGCAAGACAUGUAAACAAUAUUACAAUCCAUGCCUAACCAAAGGAUGUGAUCAACUAUGUAAAGUUUCUUUGAACAAAGCAGAAUGUUCUUGCAUUUACGGAAAGCUGCAACCAAAUGGCAAGACAUGUAAGGAAGAGAUUAGCAAUCCAUGCUUAAUCAAUCAUGGUGGAUGUCAUCAAAUAUGUAAAAGAGAAUCGGACAAAGCGGUAUGUUCUUGCUAUUCUGGAGUGCUUCAACCUGAUGGCAAAACAUGUAAAGAAAAUCCAUGCUUAUUUAACGGCGGUUGUGAACACAUAUGCAGAGUAAUCUCAGGAAAAGCAGUAUGCUCAUGCCUUUCAGGAAUAUUGGAGCCAAAUAAUAAGACAUGUAGAAAUUUUUUUGAAGAUCCAUGUAUAUUCAAUGGUGGCUGUGAAGAAAAAUGUGUAAACAUUUUAGGUAGAGCUGUAUGUUCAUGCUUUGCAGGAAAUUUGAAUUUAGAUAGAAGAACAUGUACAAAAGAUCCCUGUGCAUUUAAUGGUGGUUGUAGUCAAAAAUGUAGUGUUGUUUUUGGUAAAGCGGUAUGCUCAUGUUACAAUGGGAGUUUAAAUUCAGAUGGCAAAACAUGUGAUAAAGGCAUAUUUCAUAGUAAUGGAAAUAUUUGGAUUGGUGUUGUUAUUUGUUGCUUUCUUGUUAUAACUUGUUAUUUAAUAUAUUACCAACGCAAAUCAAAAAUAAAGAGAACUUCUGCACAAGCGUCAAGCGAAAUGCAACGUCCCAGUACUGAUGUAGUUGCUCUACAUUUUUUCGAAACACAGAAUUCAGAUGUUGAACAGCCUGCUACGAAUUGCCAUGGUAAUUUAAAUGAGGAUUUGGGAGUAAUUACCAUUGUUAAUUCUAACAAGUCCCCUCCCUCGUAUAAUUUAGUAGACCUACAUCCACCGCCUUCAUACGAAUCUACUCAGUUUUUAAACUUAUUAAAUGUUAUUUCAAGCGAUGACCCUCCGCCUAUGUACUCUGAAUAAGAUUCUUAUUAAAAAUUGAACAAAGUUUUAUACAAAAGAACAACUUUAUUUUUCUAAAUUUUUUAAAAUGUACAGGCUCAAUAAUAAAAAAAAUAUGUCGCAUUUAAACGUUUAAUUAAUCACUUUGACGUUGUCUCUUUAACUGAUAAAUAAACAUAGUCAAAUUUUUAAAAAGUAAUGAUCUAUAAAUUGCUGAUUUAGCAAGAUUUUUUUAUUUUAGAUAGCUAAAUGCUAAAGUAUUUGCUAAAAAAUAGCAAAUGCUAAAGUAUUUGCUAAAAAAUAGCUAAAGUAUUUGCUAUAGUAAACGAAACGGAUACACAUACAACAAAAAUUUUCAACAGAUGCACUCUCUAUAAAAGUAUAACAUUACAAUUAUCGUUUAGUAGUUUUGUAGUAAAGCAGUAAACUGUUAUAAUAUAGAUGUAAAAGAAUAAUGUAAUAAUGAAAAGAUCUAAUUGAGUACUAACA
Molecule: messenger RNA, 1927 nt
Organism: Hydra vulgaris (swiftwater hydra)
Lineage: Eukaryota; Metazoa; Cnidaria; Hydrozoa; Anthoathecata; Hydridae
Product: matrilin-2
Source: RefSeq, a predicted model, not a curated record